Messenger RNA from Astyanax mexicanus (Mexican tetra), 1312 nucleotides. It is a transcript of the gene rfc4, whose product is annotated as replication factor C (activator 1) 4. The record is from RefSeq and is a predicted model, not a curated record. Gene Ontology annotation, biological process: DNA repair; DNA-templated DNA replication. NCBI's taxonomy places the organism in Eukaryota, Metazoa, Chordata, Actinopteri, Characiformes, Acestrorhamphidae. Gene Ontology annotation, cellular component: DNA replication factor C complex; nucleus. The coding region runs from base 121 to 1194 and encodes 357 amino acids. Gene Ontology annotation, molecular function: ATP hydrolysis activity; ATP binding; DNA binding. The transcript has 11 exons.
GGCGCCGGAGUGACGUAGUGACGCUGUCAUCGUGUGCGCGCCUGGCGGGAAACUGGCGCUGCUUGUGUUUCAGUUCGGAGAGUAAACACUUUAUAAACCUUUAUAAGCAGGGUAGGAAACAUGCAGGCUUUUCUGAAAGGAUCUACACAGAGUGUUAAACCACAGAGGGAUAAGGCCACAGCUGGGAGCAGUGGAGAGAAGAGACAGAAACCGGUGCCAUGGGUGGAAAAAUACAGGCCUAAGUGUGUGGAUGAAGUUGCUUUUCAAGAGGAGGUUGUUGCGGUAUUGAAGAAAUCACUAGAGGGCGCUGACCUCCCGAAUCUACUGUUCUAUGGACCACCUGGAACUGGAAAGACAUCCACUAUUCUUGCUGCAGCAAGAGAAUUAUAUGGCCCAGAGCUGUACCGCCAGAGAGUGCUGGAGCUGAACGCCUCUGAUGAGAGAGGGAUUCAGGUGGUCCGGGAAAAAGUAAAGAACUUUGCUCAGCUGACAGUGGCUGGUACACGACCAGAUGGGAAGCAUUGUCCUCCAUUCAAAAUCAUAAUACUGGACGAGGCAGACUCCAUGACCAAUGCUGCCCAGGCUGCUCUCAGGCGCACCAUGGAGAAAGAGUCGCGCACCACACGCUUCUGCCUCAUCUGCAACUACGUCAGCAGGAUCAUUGAGCCUUUGACAUCUAGAUGCUCCAAGUUUCGCUUCAAACCCCUCGCCAAUGACAUUCAGCGAGAACGGCUUGUAGAAAUCUGUGAGAAGGAGAACCUCAAGUACACCAAAGAGGGAAUUGAAGCGCUGGUGAAAGUUUCUGAGGGUGAUCUGCGGAAAGCUAUAACGCUUCUCCAGAGCACAGCCAGACUGAGUGCAGAGAAAGAGAUCACGGAGAGUAUAGUCAUAGAGAUUGCAGGGGUGAUUCCACCUAAAGUGAUUGAAAAUUUGCUCCAAAUCUGUUACAAAGGCACUUUUGAAAAACUGGAGGCUGCUGUGAAGAAUAUGAUUGAUGAAGGCUACGCUGGCACGCAGAUUCUUACCCAGCUCCAUGACAUCAUCAUAGAGGAGAGCCUAAAUGACAAACAGAAAUCUGUUAUCACAGAGAAGAUGGCAGUGGUUGAUAAGUGUUUGGCAGAUGGAGCUGAUGAAUACCUGCAGCUGUUGGGCCUUUUUUCAGUCAUAAUGCAGCAGGCCACGCAGAGCAGCUGAGUUCAGUAUGGACUGUAAUAGAGACUCAUUUUGACACACAUUUUGACCUUUUGACUUUUUUUUGUUUGUUUUGUACUUAGAAAAAAUAUGUAAUUAAACUUUCUUACCUUUCUCACAA